AUGAUUCCAACUAUUGAGGAUGUGUUGAGUAUUAAAUUAUCGGGAAAGAAAUUAUUUACCCAUAUUGACAUGAAAGAUGCAUACUGGCAAGUGCCAUUGACUGAAUCAAGUAGUAAAUUGUGUACUUUUAACACACCAUUUGGUAGAUAUUCAUUUAAUCGUUUACCAUUUGGAUUAUGUAGUGCAAGUGAAGUUGUUCAGAAACGUAAUGAACAGAUAUUUGGUGAUCUUGAGAAUGUGUUUGUAAUCUCAGAUGAUAUGAUAAUUGCUACUGAUGAUAAUGAAGCUCUUCAUGACUCUGUAAUAGUUAAAGUUAUGAAACGUGCUAAACAUGAAAAUGUGAAAUUUAAUACGGAUACAUGA
Molecule: messenger RNA, 363 nt
Organism: Anneissia japonica
Lineage: Eukaryota; Metazoa; Echinodermata; Crinoidea; Comatulida; Comatulidae
Exons: 1
Coding region: 1-363 (120 amino acids)
Source: RefSeq, a predicted model, not a curated record